AUGGUGACUGUACAUGUAAAGAGAUUUCCGGCGGAAUGUCCGCGGUGCGGAAUGCCCAAGGGGGACGAACUCCCGUCAGACGAAGAAGGGGACCUUCAGGACUUUCCUCCUGUUCGUGAAGCGGAGUAUGGAAGUGAGGACUCACACAAGAUGCCCUCGCUUCGCGAAGCACGUUACGGAGAAGAGGGCAGUGAGGACUCGGACGACUUGCCUUCUCUUCUCGAAGGGGGAAGUGAGGAGGGGAAUAGCAGGGACUACGACGACUUGUCAGAACUCCCUUCCCUUGUCGAGGGAGAAGAUGAUAACGAGAGCAUCGAAAACGGUGACCACUCACAAGAACUUCCUUCCCUUGUUGGGGAGUCGGACGAAGAAUAUGGCGAGGACUACGACGAGUUCCAAGGAGUGCCUCCGUUUUGCGACGGGGAAAGCGAAGACGACAUGGACGAGAUUGAGGCGCGGAACAGCGCCCGUCUGCCCCCGCGGCCGCUCAUCAUGACCGAAAUCGAGUGA
This is a messenger RNA of Klebsormidium nitens, 510 nucleotides long. Lineage: Eukaryota; Viridiplantae; Streptophyta; Klebsormidiophyceae; Klebsormidiales; Klebsormidiaceae. The record is from the annotation of a GenBank genome assembly.